AUGCCAACGACAGAGUUGGAUCUCGAAGAACUCCAUAGCCAAGAUAGGAACACAACAUGGUUUGGAAUCGAUAGAUUCCAGGACGACGGGCCCUUCUUGCAGGACUUUGACACCUUCAAGCAACUGAUAAAGAACUCGCCAAACCCGGACCAGAUUAGGUAUCCACAACUCGUGUCCUUUAUUGGCGAGACUAGCGCCGGAAAGAGUACUCUAAUCAAGAUGUUGAUCGAGUACGACCAGGCGAAAUACGAAGCCAACAAGUCCAUGUUUAAAGCACCAGUCCCAGGGAGCCCACUCCACGAUUCCACACCCACCUCUGCAGAUGUUCAUCUAUACGUCGAUCCUGCUACUUGGGAAGAAGAGAGACCAAUAUUCUACGCGGACUGCGAAGGCCUUAAUGCAGGAGAGCGCAUCCCAAUCGGGGCUCAUUCCCGGAGACAGACGAAGAUAGAUACUUCUCGGAAACUGGGCCUGCGAGCACGUUCACUAGAAUGGGCAACGUCAGACCAGACACGAACUCGUCAAUAUGCUGUUACUCAGCUCUAUCCUCGCCUUCUUUAUACGUUUUCCGAUGUCGUCGUUUUCGUGCUGAACAACCCGAAGACGUUCGAGCAUAACGUACUUCCAAAGCUGCUCGACUGGGCGUCAUCCUCGCUCGAAGCUAGUACUAACCAAGGUACACUUCCUCACGCCAUCAUCGCACUCAACUUCUCAAACACACGCAUCCCAUCCAACCUAUGGAUGGGUCGAGAUGCAACGAAUAACUUGCUCGAGAAUAAUGACCACUUGAUAAAUCCAGCAUACAGUAGCGCUCAAGUCACAAAGCUUGUAGAGAAAUGGAGGAAAAGAAACAGGCCCAUCAGAAGUCUUCGCGAUCUUCUUCACUGCUACUACGCUUCGUUCCAAGUAGUGCGUCUCCCGGAAGCCAAGGAUAUGCCUCGUCUCUCGAAACAAGUAUCACAACUGCACGGCACUAUCGUGGAAACAUGCAAAGCAUCGUAUCUGAACAAGCAGAAAGUUGGCCUUCUAUCAUCAGCCGAGGACCUGAGCUUUUAUAUCCAGAAAGCGUUCACACAUUUCUCGAAAGACCUAAACCAUCCAUUUGACUUCAAGAGUUAUUCCUUGAUUCGGAAUCCGAUACCUCAAAAUCUGGGUGGCCACAUCCUCCGCGUUGCUAUCGUGAUGCAGCGGCAGUAUCCAAAUAGAGCAGGGGAAUGGAUAUUCGAGAACUUGAGUUUUAUGGUGGCCUCUUGCUUCCUCUAUGACUGCGCAACUUACAGAAAGGGGAAACCACACGAUCUGUUCGCGGACUAUCAGCCAAACUUCGAAGAUGCUCUGGUUGAGUUUUGCUCGUCACAUUGGCCUUGCGAAUUCUCUCACGCCAAGAGAGGACGAUGUGUCAACGUAAGCAAGAGUCAUGAAAAGGGUCACCAAACCGGUAACCGAGGCAAGGUAACACAUGGUCACUACAUGUCCAGCUUUACUGCGGAAGAUUACAAGAACGUAUGGCUAAACUCGCUCAAGUCCAGAUUGCAUGAUGUGCAAGAGGAGUUAGAGAGUAAGGACGAUAGCUCAGAAGAGACUGGUCCCUUGAGUCCUAUUCGAAGACUGCAUGCCCGCAACAUAUCGAGUUUCUACCGUGCCGUCGGUGGCGCGUCAAAAUUCAAUAGUCACGCUACGUGUCUAUGCUGUCUCAUGCGGCCUCCUGAACAUGUCCUUCGAUGUGGUCAUGUCCUCUGCACUGAAUGUGUUAAAGCAUUUGGCACAGUCAGAAAUUGCACGAUGGAGAUGAAAGAAUGUCCCUUGCAUAUCGACGAUUGCAAUUGGAGAUACCCUUGGAGGAUUCGGAUGAAGCCUGAUUUUGCAGGCGUUCGUAUUCUGUCUCUCGAUGGAGGAGGUAUCCGUGGAAUCGCCGAGCUCGAGGUUCUCUGCCAGAUUCAAGAAAAGCUAGGUGUCAAUAUCCCAAUCAGUGCUUUCUUCGAUCUCAUUGUUGGGACGAGUACCGGUGGAAUCAUCGCACUGGCUCUUGCUGUAAAGCAAUGGCCUGUCAACAAGUGCAUUGAAGAAUUUAAGCGUCUCGUCAAGAAAGCGUUCUCGCCACGUGAAUUCCACGGCAUCGCCCCUCUUCAAUACAUCGCUACAGCUAGUCACGGCAGCACCUGGAAGACUACUCCGUUCCACGAAGCUUUGCUUGAGUCACUUGGAGAUGGGUAUCUGUUUGGCGGGGCCGAGAGCUCAGACAAUGUAGCUCGGGUAGCUGUGACAACGACAGACGAAGUGGCCACCAGAGGCAUUGUAAUCGCGAAUUACUGCCGGAAAAGUCCUAAAGACGACAAGCAGAGUUACGAGUUCCUGAGACCUAGCGAGCCGGAUGCUGAGAUGAGAACAUGGCAUGCUGGAGCAGCGACUGCUGCCGCUACGCCAUUCUUCAAGCCAUUCGUUCAUCCGUUCACCGGAGAGACCUAUCUUGAUGGAGCAUUCUACAAUAACAACCCAGUAAAGGUGGGAAAUCGAGAACGGCAACUGCUAUGGCCAGAUGUGCAAGAUAAUCACCCGGACUUAUUGCUAUCUAUCGGCACAUCGCAGCAUCAACAGGCUAUGGUAGAGGAUUUCCGCUCUGAGAGAUUCGACAUGCAGCGCAAUAUCAUAUCAUCUCUCAGUCAUGGCAAAGCCAAGAUAAAGGCGACCAGUAAGGUUAAACACCUCGCCGGUAUGUUCCAGUAUGGAAAGGCAGCGAUCAACAAGUUGGGAGACUCAAUACACUGCGAGCGUCAGUGGGAACAGUUCUUGGACGGGAUGGAGCGAAGCACUGCUCAUAGUGAAGAUUCUCGCCGCUACGUUCGCAUAAAUCCAGAUAUUGGUAGAACGCCGCCACGGCUAGACGACGUAAACGAGGUUGAUCGACUUCAAUUAGAUGUCUCCCGAUAUCUCAAAGGGUCUGAGGCCAUGGCUGAUCUCGAGGAUGUUGUCUUCCGCUUGGUCGCUAGCAGCUUCUAUUUUGAACGAACGCACGCGACAAGAGAUAUGUCUCAGGGAGUCGCCAAAGUGAGAGGUAGGCUACAAUGUCGCUUCGAAGAAUCAUCAGACUGGGCAAAACAGAUGGGUUUGUUCUUCAAAAAGCAUCAAAGAGCAGACUUCCAGCCGUACUUCGAUACCUGGGAUGGCAAUCAACAGCAUGGAAGGGAAAAGAUCAAUUUGGACUCCUCGCGCAUCGAGAGGAUGGCCAGCCAUGGUGCACUUGACGUUCAAGAGGUUGAGCUGACAGUAGCAACAUCUGGGAGAGAUGCGGACAUCAGACUCCAUCUCCACACUUCAACAGGUCGGACCAAAGGCUAUUCUAUCAGCGGCUUCCCUCGCGAUUUCUUCAGGGAGAUUGACCGAGUUGAAGUAGACAACGAGGUAGAAGAAUCGCCCAAGGAUAGCAUACCGAAACCUGCGACCCUUCCAGGCAUCCCAUCAAUCAACGUGUUGAGUGGAAAGGGAACGGCGUUGCUAAGACCCGGAGCGCCGGGCAGCACCUCGGAGCAGAACCUCAGUACACAACCGCAUGUCUUGAACGAGGAAGAUCGGCGCAAAUCAGAUGACGUUCUGUCUCGAGCUACGCCCGAGAAGGUCUCCAGAGAUUUGAGUUUGAAAGAGAAAUUAUCAAGCCUGAGUCUGCGCGGCGAGGAGCGUCGAUCUCACUGGAUUGGGUCAUCCAAGGGCAUAUGGCGUGAUAAGUCUCCUCUCACCCAGGAAUAUGAACAACAAGCAUUGCCCAAUUCGCCACAGCAUCGUAGAAGCUUCAGCACAAAGUCCCCACCUGAACAGCCACAAGGACAACGCAAUAUGGCCAGUCCUCCUUCCAUGCCCCGAGAAACAGCUCAACACAACGGAGGCUAUGACAUACCAUACACAACUCCCGACACGAUUAUGAUCUCUUCCUUGCCCAGCUCGAUCCCACGGAUGAGUAUGCCACCAGCAAACCCAACGCCUUCGCCAAUGAGUAAUCCCCAGUGGCAACCAAUAAAUCCUCAGUGGCAACCGACAAAUCCUUGGUCGCAAUCAAUAUACCCUACACACACAUCGCAGCCAUCACUGCCACCCGCGACUAUUCCACUGAACCCCCAGUGGCAACCGACACAUCCCACACACACAUUGCAGUCACCGCUAGCACCUGCGACCAUCCCAGUAGAAUUCACCAGUACCGCUGCUCCCUCGAGUACUUACGAGUUCUAUUCCGCCGACAAGGUCUACCUGUCGCCUCAUACCACAGCCGCCAAACCACCGACCACACAUACCACUCCUGCUUUCAACAACACCCUCCCCCCUCAAGCUCAGCCAAAUCAUACAGCCACUCAACAUCCCCCUUUAAACGACCACUAUCAAUCGCCACUGUAUAAAACUGAUCACAAGGCGGAUCUGGAACUAGAAUUUGCGCUACAGAUUAGUCUUGCGGAUCAGGAAGAAGAAGAGCGAGAAGAGCAGAGAAGAUUGACAAGAGCUUUAGAAGAAAGUCGAAGAGAAGCGUAUUGGUGCUAA
Alternaria arborescens is the source of this 4521-nucleotide messenger RNA. RefSeq lists its product as hypothetical. The transcript has 3 exons. The record is from RefSeq and is a predicted model, not a curated record. Gene Ontology annotation, cellular component: membrane. The coding region runs from base 1 to 4521 and encodes 1506 amino acids. NCBI's taxonomy places the organism in Eukaryota, Fungi, Ascomycota, Dothideomycetes, Pleosporales, Pleosporaceae. Gene Ontology annotation, biological process: arachidonate metabolic process.